Molecule: messenger RNA, 3699 nt
Organism: Symbiodinium sp. CCMP2592
Lineage: Eukaryota; Dinophyceae; Suessiales; Symbiodiniaceae
Source: the annotation of a GenBank genome assembly
AUGGCCAUUGACCCAGGGAGCGGCCUUAUCCUUUCUGUCACGAACAUGUUGGAGCCGGAGAAUAACGAGGUUGCGAAGGCAGUCCUGAACAAAGUUAUAUCUCGUGCUUCCAAUUUGAACUGUGUCAUUUACGACAAGAUGUGCGUUUGUCAGAAAGCCUUCAGUUCCGACCAGAACUUCGCGAAAGUGAAGUAUUGGUGCGUAGAUCGCUUCCAUGCAAAAGCUCACGGUGAUCGUUGCCCAUGCUCGCCUUUGCUUCAUCGCCGACUUGAUCUUCGAUUGCGUGAUGUCAACACCUCGAUUGCAGAACAGACGUUCUCGUGGUUCCGCGGAUAUGCCUCCAGUUUCAACACCAAGAACGCAGACACACACAUCUUCUAUGUCCUGCUGUAUGUCAAAAAGCACAAUCUCCUUGUCCGCAAAGACUACAUUCGCCACCUGAAUCCCUUCAGUGCUCGGGCCAAGGCAUCCAAGUCUCGCCAUGUUCUGACGCGUCCAUCGUCCAAGAAGUAUCAUUGUCGUCGCCCUGCUGCCUCCGGUCGUGCUGGUGUCGUCUACAAGAAGCCGUCCAAGAAAGUCGACGAGGAUGGUCCGAUCGCCACCACACCCCUUCCUGAACUCUUCGAAAGCCUGAGCUGGGAGAAUCGGAAGCCGGUGGAUGCAGCCCGGCCCCGUCAUCAUCGCGAAGCAAAGUGUACCGAAGCUCAAGAGACGCAGAUGGAUGAUGCAGGAGCUGAAGAGGAGCGGGAAGCCCAGAAGAAACACAAGGAACUCGCCGAGGCACGAGCAGCAGAGGAAGCCGGGAAGCAACGACAGGAACAAGCAGCAGCGGCAGCCAGGGAGAAACAAGAGGAACUCGCCAAGGCAGCAGAGGAAGUCAAGAAGAGACAAGAGGAACUCACCAAGGCACAAGCAGCAGAGGAAGCCAGGAAGAAGCAAGAGGAACUCGCCAAGGCACUAGCAGAGGAAGCCAAGAAGAAACAAGAGGAACUCGCCAAGGCAGCAGCAGAGGAAGCCAGGAAGAAACAAGAGGAACUCGCCACACUAGCAGCAGAGGAAGCCAGGAAGAAACAAAAGGAACUCGCCGAGGCACAAGCAGAGGAAGCCAGAAAGAAACAAGAGGAACUCGCCAAGGCAGCAGCAGAGGAAGCCAAGAAGAAACAAAAGGAACUCGCCGAGGCACAAGCAGCAGAGGAAGCCAAGAAGAAACAAAAGGAACUCGCCGAGGCACAAGCAAGAGCAGCGGAAGCCAGGGAGAAACAAGAGGAACUCGCCAAGGCACAAGCAGCAGAGGAAGCCAGGAAGAAACAAGAGGAACUCGCCAAGGCACAAGCAGCAGAGGAAGCCAGGGAGAAGCAAGAGGAACUCGCCAAGGCACAAGCAGAGGAAGCCAAGAAGAAACAAGAGGAGCUCGCCAAGGCAGCAGCAGAGGAAGCCAGGAAGAAACAAGAGGAACUCGCCACACUAGCAGCAGAGGAAGCCAGGAAGAAACAAGAGGAACUCGCCGAGGCACAAGCAGCAGAGGAAACCAGGAAGCAGCAAGAGGAACUCGCUUCGUUGCGACGCAAGAAGGAACAGCUGGAGAUGGCUCUGCGAGAAGUGGACAGGUUGAAUCAGCAGCUGCAGCAAGGGACCCAAGAUGCUGACGAGACCAUGCAGUCGUUGCAGGAGCCACGGAUGCCAGGAGGUGCCAGCAAGGAAGGUGUGAUCCGGCUUUUCGCUGCAGUGGGCUUCGAUACGGAAAGCUUUGUCCGGAAGUAUUCCGCAACUACUGAGAAUUCCCGGGAAAUGGAAGUGGCAGUGGACUUCGAGUUCUUAACGAAGAAGGAAAUGGCUGAUGAUCACAAUAUGACGGAGAGCGAUAUCGCAGAAGUUGUGGCUGCUGCCGAAGUCGAUCCUGGACGCUUUAUUCGGAAGCAUCCCUUCAAAAAGGGUGUGCUGAAGUACUACACCGUGCUGAAAAUCUAUGGUCACAAAAAGGCGACGACCAAAGUGACGGUCAAGGAUGAAUGUGAAGGCCUCGCCAAUACGGAUCGUAUUGAUGUGGAUGUGGACAUGGAUGCAACCCUGAAUGAAGCUCAUGGAGAGACGCCGGCAAAUCUUAUAGAUGCCGGUGAUGGUGUGUCACGUCAGCCGGCCAGCGAAGAGCUUUCCAAAUUGCUGAAAAGGUUUCAAUACCCUGAAAUCCAGGAAGCUGCGAAGCCCUCGACCCUGCUCGCCAAAGCCAUUCUUGCAUGCCAGAAACGGCUGAAGAAGCUCGAGGAGCUCAUGCCCGAUGACAAACCCCCGCCCCCAGAAGAGAACGUCGAUGACUCUGCUGGGAAAGGAUCUGUAGUGCAAAGGAUGACCUCCAAGCUGCUGAAGAUGUACACUCAGCUGGAUGAGUCGUGCGACCGAUUGAUCCAAUGCCAGACUGAUGGAGUGGUUGAUGGCUAUGACGACGUGCUGAUCCAAAGCCAAGCCAUACACUACGUGCAUUGGCUGAACGUGCGAGCCUCCGCAAAGCGGAAGUUUGCAGAGAUGAGCUUCAGUGAGUGUCCUAGGGAGUGCCCUGGGAAAUGCUUUGAUCAUGCAUCUGCUGGUAGUCAUCAUCGUCACAACAACAAAGGGCAUUCCUACCUUAGCCGUUUCUUGAUUGCUGCUGUGCCUUCAAAGCUUUACAAGAAGAACGACGGUGUUAUGCCCGGCCUUUUGAAGAUGAUAGCCCAGCAGCUGCAGGUGUUGUUCGAGGAAGGCCUCGUGCACAGCAAGUCUGGGUCACGGCUGAAGUUUGUUUUUAUAGGCGUCAAAGGCGACGCCGAGUGGCAUUGGGAGGCCGCUGGCUUCACAAGAAGCUACCACAAGACUGGCUCAGUGAACUACAAAUGCAUAUGCCCAUAUUGCCUUGCUGGUGCAGAAGGCUACAGCUAUACUGAUGUCAGUGACUCCCCAGCCUGGCUGCAGACAGUCGGUGUCACCGAUCCGUGGGACGCGACGCCGCCGCUGAACGAAGUGCCCUACGCAUCAACAUUCGCUGCAGGCCUCUACAAGCUAGAUGUCUUCCAUGUUCUAAAGUUCGGAGUAUUUCGGGACACCGUAGGUUCUUCGAUCGUCAGACUGGCUUUUAUGAGGUAUUGGGACACGGAUGAUGUUACCGAAUCUUGUGGAGUGCCGGAGCGGCUGAAUCGUGCGUUUGCUUACUACUCCAUGUGGUGUCUUGCCCAAGGAAAAAAUCACACAUUGAAGCGCUUCUCUCGUGCCAACAUGUCUUACGACAAGAACCACCACUUUGCAGAGGUGCAUGCCAAAGGCAGUGAAGUCAUCCUCUUAAUGACAUGGCUGAGUUUUCAGCUGGACCUCUUUCUGCGGGAGCCAAAGGAUGCCGGAGAUGUACCCAUUCUCAAGGUGAUGAAGCAAAUGUUGGAUGGCGGCUUGACGUAUGUGGGAAUCAUGCAUAGUCACGGCACCUGGCUACCGCACUCGUGUGCAUGCCUGCAGUUGGACGCUGGCAUGUGCUUUGCUCGUGGGUAUGCUUUCCUGGCGAAUCAUUGCACAGCUUUGAAGGUGCCAGGGACUGUGCAGCGGUACCUUGUGAAGGUGCGCCUUUUGUUGGAGCGGCCCCGAUCUAGCCGCCUGUGGCCGAACGCAGACAAAUCCAAGGAGAACACGCUUCCCAUUGCUAUGGCUUUUGAGCAUCUGCGCGCUGAGCACCUCAGCUGA